GUUGGCCUCAUCCCACAGCUCAGCAGCAGCCCAGCCCCUCCUCCGUCUCCAUUUCUUUUGUCCCUCUCUCUCUCUCUCUCUCGGUGUUAAAACGCGGCCGCCGUACGCGCAUUGCCUCCUUCCUUCCGAGCAGUCGCUGGCUUGCUUCGAUUCUUCUCCUUCUCUCCUCUUGCCGGGGCGUUCUUGGAGGGGGGCUGUAGCUAGCCUAGCAGUGUACUUGGAGCUGCUGCCGGUGGAGGUCUGCAAUGGGGAGGAGCGGCCAUGCCUGCUCCGUUCUUGGGUCGCUGCUGCUGCUGCUCCUGCUGCUGGGCCCGGCCGCUGCGCAGAAGGGCUCGACCUGGAAGACGCUGAGUGGCGAUGCUCCAGCAGUCAUAGCUAAGGGUGGUUUCUCGGGCCUAUUUCCCGACUCCAGUGACCCUGCUUAUUCGUUUGCUGCCAGCAAUCAGGAUUCAGCCCAGUGGUGCGAUGUUCGGUUAACCAAGGAUGGCGUUGGCAUCUGCCUUCCAGACAUAAAAAUGGAUAACUGCACAACCAUAUCCGAUCUUUUCCCAAAGGGAAAGAAGACCUACCUUGUCAACGGUGUGUCCACGACGGGGUGGUUCUCUGUGGACUAUAACAGCAUUGACCUGACCAAUGUAACUUUGCUGCGAGCAAUCUUGUCUCGUACUAAUAGGUUUGAUGGAAGCUUCACGCUAGUUCAAGUUGAAGUUGCACUGUCGCAAUAUAAGGCCCCUGCUUGGUUGAAUGUUCAGCAUGACAGUUUCUACAGCCAGUUUAAUCUGAGCAUGAGAAGCUAUAUCCUGUCUAUGUCAAAGCAAUACACGGUUGACUACAUCUCAUCCCCUGAAGUGAGUUUCCUCAAAAGUCUAGUUGGAAGAGUUGGCAGGAAGACAAAGCUUGUGCUCCGUUUUCUUGAUGAAGGCCUUGUCGAGCCAUCUACAAAUCAGACAUAUGGCUCAAUACUGAAAAAUCUAUCAUCCAUCAAGACUUUUGCUUCUGGAAUACUUGUUCCCAAACACUAUAUCUGGCCUGUUACGGCAGAUAAUUAUCUGCAACCCUCUACUUCAGUCGUGGAUGAUGCUCAUAAGGCAGGCUUAGAAAUUUAUGCUGCUGAUUUUGCCAACGACUUUGCACUCAGCUACAACUACAGCUAUGAUCCGUUAGCAGAAUAUCUUGGCUUCAUCGACAAUGGUGCCUUCUGUGUUGAUGGUCUCUUGACUGAUUUCCCUAUCACUCCCUUAGAGGCCAUCGGCUGCUUUAGUAACCUGAACAACACCAAGGCAGAUCAUGGGGCACCUCUAGUUAUCUCCCACAAUGGUGCUAGUGGUGACUACCCUGACUGCACUGACCUAGCUUAUCAAAAGGCAGUUCAAGACGGUGCAGAUGUCAUUGACUGUGAUGUUCAAGUGACAAAAGAUGGCAUACCAAUAUGCAUGAGUUCCAUUGACCUAAUGGAUGUCACUACUGUUGCAUCCUCACAAUUUGCUUCUCAAGCGGGUGUCAUAAGCGACAUUAAGGCUGUUGCUGGAGUCUAUACCUUCAACCUCACUUGGGAGGAUAUUGCAAACAACCUGAAGCCUAUGAUAUCGAACCCAUUUGGCCAGAUUAGCCUAUCAAGAAAUCCCAGAAACAGGAACGCAGGAAAAUUCAUGAGAUUAUCAGACUUUUUGGCUUUUGCAAAAGGAAAAAAAUUGUCAGGAAUCAUGAUUACUGUGGAGCAUGCUUCAUUCAUGGCAGAGAAACUUGGGUUUGGUGUGGUAGAUGCAGUGAUCAAAGCUGUUGAUGACUCUGGUUACAGCAAACAGAGCGCCCAGAAAGUGAUGAUCCAGUCAACAAACAGCUCAACUCUGGUGAAGUUCAAGCAGCUGGCCAAGUAUAACCUUGUGUACAAGAUCGACGAAGUCGUGAAAGACGCGGCACCUUCCUCCCUCGCAGACAUCAAAAAGUUUGCGGACGCUGCUUCUGUCAGCAUCAAGUCCGUUUACCCAGAGUCGAGCAAUUUCCUGAUAAACCAGACGAAUCCUCUCGUCAAGUCCCUGCAGUCUGCUGGCCUUCCAGUCUAUGUGUAUCUGCUCAUGAACGAGUUCUUUUCUCAACCGUAUGACUUCUUCUCAGACGCCACGUCACAGAUCAACGCCCUUGUGCACAAAGGGGGAGAAGGAGGCGGAGUGGAUGGACUCAUCACCGAUUUCCCGGGGACGGCUCACAGAUACAAAUUGAACUCGUGCAGGAACAUGGGGGACAAGACGCCCUACUACAUGCUGCCUCCCCAGCGCGGCGGCCUGGUUGGGGUGAUACAGGAUAAAGCAGCAUUGCCACCAGCAAUGGCCCCAGAGCCGGUGUUGACUGUCUCCGACGUGGCGGAGCCGCCCCUUCCUCCGGUGAGCAACACCACAGCUCCAGCGCCCUCCCACGCCCCCGUCGAGGUCUCCGUCUCGAUCCCGAUCACUGCGGCGGUGCUAGUGCUAUGCGCUUCUCUGCUUAUCUGAGGACCACUAGUCAUUCUUUUUUUGGCCACCCGUUCUAUUCUAUUAUGUAGCGAGCGAUUCAUUUUUCCUUUUGCUUUGGGUCUCAUUUGGGGUGGUGGAUGUUGAGGUUAAAUGAUGAUUCAUGCCUGGAUGGUGGCACUUACUUAUGUCCCUAGUUAAAACAACAUUCUGGUAAA
Molecule: messenger RNA, 2665 nt
Organism: Aegilops tauschii subsp. strangulata
Lineage: Eukaryota; Viridiplantae; Streptophyta; Magnoliopsida; Poales; Poaceae
Source: RefSeq, a predicted model, not a curated record